This is a messenger RNA of Bolinopsis microptera, 842 nucleotides long. Its product is annotated as mediator of RNA polymerase II transcription subunit 20-like. Bases 101 to 739 code for a protein of 212 amino acids. The record is from RefSeq and is a predicted model, not a curated record. The transcript is spliced from 4 exons. Gene Ontology annotation, molecular function: transcription coactivator activity. NCBI's taxonomy places the organism in Eukaryota, Metazoa, Ctenophora, Tentaculata, Lobata, Bolinopsidae. Gene Ontology annotation, biological process: regulation of transcription by RNA polymerase II. Gene Ontology annotation, cellular component: mediator complex.
AACAAUUUUUAAUAGGUUGUCAAGUUUUCAAUGUGAGCUGCUUAAAGAAGAUAACUUCAAUAAGACACGACGGUGCAACUGAAUUAUAUCUAAAGAUAACAUGGGAGUUUCUUUUGUGUUACAUUGGUAUCCUCCCUCGACUCAGACAUCAAGCCAAGCAGAGGAGGCCCUUCAAAACCAUCUAACAAACAUUGGAGCCAGCGCCAAACCACUCUUACCAUGGAGAAUGGACUGUGAACAGUACACUGCUUUGCCAAACCUGUCAGCACUGUCAGGAAGAAGCUUCCAGGUAAUACACACAUCAGAGAACGAAUCACUAAGUUUCACAAUUACUGAACAAAUGAAUGUGCUAGUCUCAGAGAGGUCUUUUGACACAAUCCUCACGAAAAUGAGCGAUUGUUAUCAGCCAAACAAGCUCACUAGAAUCGAGGCUAAGGGAAAGAAAUAUGAAAUAGGAGAUUUUGCAAUCAAAGUUGGGAGUGUUUUCCUAGGACCUAACUUCAAAUGCCUCGUUAUAGAGGUUGAAUAUAAACCGAGCAGUUACACUAAAGACACAUUACCUCUUCUUCACGAGUUCCUAUCAAUAGUGUGCAGCAACCUAAUACCCAUACCAGAGAACUUGAAUCAGAUCACAACCCCUAUAAACACAACUUUCUACCAACUUUCAGAUACCAUUAUUCAGUAUAAGCGUGUUUUUGAUGAAUGUAGAAGGGUUAACCCUAACCUUGCUAUGUCGUGAGAUUUCAUAUUCAUUUAUCAGCUAUUCCUUGACCUGUUUUGCUUAUCAAUAACUUAUUUUUAUGUAUUUAUUUUAUUAUUUCUAUUACAGGAAACACUUUUCA